AUGUCUCUGGCAUCUCAUACUACAUGUCUUCUUUUGCUGCUAUUGCUGCUGUUAGAAACCUGGAAGAAGCUGGGCCAUGCUCACUCUCUUUGCCUUGACUUCACUGUCAAAUCUCAAUCCAGACCUGGACAGCCCUGGUGUGAAGUGCAGGGCUCAGUGGACAAAAUGCCUUUCCUUCAGUAUGACAGUGACAGCAACAAGGUCAAAGCUUUGGCAUGUCUUUGGGCAUGGACAGAAUUGACCCAAACACUGGGAGAAGUAGGGCAAGAGCUCAGGGUGAUUCUGCCUAAGGUCAAACUGGAGAAUAACAAGACCUGGGGUCCUCCCACUCUGCAGGUCAAGGUGUUUUGUGAGCAUGAAGCAGAGCUAUGCAUUGGUGCAUCCUGGCAGUUCACCUUCACUGGACAGCUGUCCCUCCUCCAUGCAAUGAACAUGAACUGGACAGUAAUUAAUCCUGGAGCCAGAGCAAUCAAGGAGGAGUGGGAGAAUGCCAGGGAACUGGCAGAGUAUUUCAGGAAGAUCUCAACAGGAGACUGUAGUCACUGGCUCAGGGAAUUCUUGGAGAACUGGGGUGAAAUUCUUGAAGAACUUGGAGAGCUGGAGCUGCCAGUUCCAAUCGUCAUUGUCAUCGUGCUCAUCAGGAGGAGAUCAGGCACCAUGGAAG
This is a messenger RNA of Galeopterus variegatus (Sunda flying lemur), 664 nucleotides long. RefSeq names its product retinoic acid early transcript 1E (gene RAET1E). Lineage: Eukaryota; Metazoa; Chordata; Mammalia; Dermoptera; Cynocephalidae. The record is from RefSeq and is a predicted model, not a curated record. Gene Ontology annotation, biological process: antigen processing and presentation of endogenous peptide antigen via MHC class I via ER pathway, TAP-independent; immune response; positive regulation of T cell mediated cytotoxicity. Gene Ontology annotation, cellular component: external side of plasma membrane.